CAAAGCCAGGUCCCUCUCUCACGAGCCGCGCGCCUCUCUCGCCCACCUCCCACUCGGUGGGCGUGGGCGUGGCGUGGCCAGGACAAGAGCCAACCGCGAGCUUUCUCCUGCUCGUCUUGGACCGUUCCUUGACUCAGUGGCUUUCACAGGUCGACACUGCAGAAGUGGGCUGCCAGACGCGCGCUUGAGGACCGAGACUUAAGUCUCUAGCCAUGAAGCGCUCUCUUCUGAAGUUGUUCCAGUCCGGGGAAAGCAAGCAGAAUACCAGCUACGAAGGGGUCGUGUGCGAAGCCGACGCAGCCUCCAUUGCCUCGCAGGAUGUGUUUAAGGUCAUCUCAGAUGGAAGUACCUGCAGACUACGAAGCUUUAUUAAGAAGAAUCGUGAUGGACUUAAGAAACUGGAUGAUCUAAAUGCCACUCCAUUGCAUCAUGCUGCAGGAGGAGGUCAACUUGAGUUAAUGCAAGUGAUUAUAGAUGAUUCUUCAGUUGAAGCACUAAAUGUGAUUGACUGCUCUGGAAAUACAGCACUGCACUGGGCCACGAAAAAAAGACAGGCUGAAAGUGUUAAAUUACUUCUCGGCAGAGGAGCUAACCCAAACAUUCUUAAUUCCAGUAUGAUGGCCCCACUUCAUUUGGCUGUGCAGUCCCUUCACAAUGAAUUAGUUAAGAUUUUUGUUGAACACAGCACUACAGAUGUAAACCUGGAAGGAGAGGGUGGGAACACACCUAUAUUACUUGCAUGUUAUAAAGAUAAUUCUGAAGCACUGGAACUUCUGAUAGAAAAUGGUGGUAAAAUAUGUAAAAGAAACAGUUUUGGAUGUAUGCCAGUCCAUGCAGCUGCAUUUGCUGGUGCAAAAUCAUGCAUGGAGAUUCUCAUAAAAAAGGGUGAAGAAUUAGGCUAUUCUUCUGAACAUUACAUCAAUUUUACCAAUAAUGGAAAGUGUACUCCUCUUCAUCUGGCAGUUCAAAGUGGGGACCUGGAAAUGAUUAAAAUGUGCAUUGAAUAUGGAGCACAAAUUGAUCUGAAGCAGAAUGAUAAAUGCACAGCUCUUCAUUUUGCUGCUACCCAAGGAGCUACUGAAAUUCUUAAAUUAAUGAUGUCAUCUUAUGCAGGCGAUGAACCUAUCAUUGAUGCAUUAGAUGGAAAUAAGGAAACAUUGCUUCACAGGGCUGCAUUGUUUGAUCACUGUGAACUGGCAGAGUAUCUGAUAUCAAUGGGAGCAAAGAUUGAUAGUGUUGACAUAGAGGGUCGAACUCCACUACUACUUGCUACUUCUUGUGCAUCAUGGAAGAUUAUGAAUUUAUUACUCUCAAAAGGAGCAAAUGUGGAAAUAAAAGAUCAUCUUGGUCGUAAUUUUUUGCAUCUAACAGUACUACAUCCAUGUGGAUUAAAACAUCUGAAUGAACAAGUUUUGAAGAUGAAGCAUAUUCAAGAUCUUGUAACCGAUGAAGAUAAUGAAGGGUGCACUCCUCUACAUUAUGCGUGCAGACAGGGGGUACCCCUUUCCGUGAAUAGCCUCCUUGAAUUGAAUGUUUCCAUCCAUUCUAAAAGCAGAGAUAAGAAAUCUCCUUUGCAUUUUGCAGCUAGCUAUGGGCGUAUUAACACCUGUCAACGACUUCUACGUGAUAUGGAAGAUACCAGGCUCUUGAAUGAAGGGGAUAAGAAGGGGAUGACUCCCCUACACUUGGCUGCUCAAAAUGGUCAUGAGAAGGUAGUACAGUUUCUCUUGAAGAAAGGUGCCCUCUUCCUCUGUGAUUAUAAAGGCUGGACAGCUUUGCAUCAUGCUGCAGUUGGAGGGUAUACUCGCACAAUGCAAAUAAUCUUGAAUACUAAUGUGAAGUGCACAGAUAAAGUGGAUGAAGACGGGAACACUGCACUUCAUCUUGCUGCCAGAGAAGGUCAUGCAAAAGCAGUUAGAUUGCUUCUUGAUGACAGUGCUAAAUUCGUUCUGAACAAAGCUGAGGCUUCUUUUCUUCAUGAAGCCAUACACAAUGGGCAGAAAGAUGUUGUAAAAGUUGUCAUCUUACAUAAAAGAUGGGAAGAGUCUGUAUCAACAUUUUCUCACCAUUCUUCUGCAAAUAAAUGUCCACUAAUGGAGAUGAUUGAAUAUCUUCCGGAAUGUUUAAAAUUGGUUUUAGACAAUUGCAUUAUUGAAUCGCCAGAGGAAAAGGCAUCUCCAGACUUCUGUGUUGAAUAUAACUUCAGGUAUCUACAGUGUCCACUGAAGCUUAACAAGAAAUUAAGAGAAGAUGAUGAAGUAUUUUAUGAGCCACUUACCGCUCUUAAUGCCAUGGUACGUCAUAAUCGUGUUGAACUGCUAAGUCAUCCUGUCUGUACAGAAUAUUUACUCAUGAAAUGGAUGGCCUAUGGAUUUCGAGCACAUCUUAUGAAUCUAGCUGUGUAUUCUCUUGGCUUAAUACCUCUAACCCUCCUUAUCACACACAUAGAACCAGAUGGGUCUUACAACAGAACUGUUAAAGCAGGACCUUUUGAGAAAAAGGAUUCAUACUUCAUAAAAGUGUGUAUGUCUUUGGUUUUUAUCAUGAGUUUAUUUGGAAUUGUCAAAGAAAUAAUACAGCUCUUCCAACAGAAACUUAAGUAUCUAUUGGAUUAUUCCAAUCUCCUUGACUGGACAAUUUAUACCACGAACAUCAUUUUUGUCUCAUCUUUAUUUAUUCAACUCCCAGUUCGUUUACAGUGGGAGUGUGGUGCAAUUGCUAUAUUCUUGUCAUGGAUGAACUUUUUGCUAUACCUACAAAGAUUUGAAAGUUAUGGAAUAUAUAUUGUGAUGUUUUGGGAAAUUUUGAGGACAUUGCUUCGGAUCGCUGUGGUGUUCUUCUUCUUGAUGUUAGCCUUUGGCCUCAGCUUCCACGUUCUUCUUGGUUCACAGGAAACAUAUGGCACUCCAUAUCUUUCUGUAAUGCAAACAUUUGCCAUGAUGCUAGGAGAUAUCAAUUAUCGUGAGGCUUUCCUUGAACCGUUGCUCACCAAUCAUCUGCCUUAUCCAUUUUCAAGUUUUGUAAUGUUCAUUAUUUUCUCUCUGCUUAUUCCAAUCCUUCUUAUGAACUUGUUGAUUGGUUUGGCUGUUGGGGACAUUGCAGAGGUGCAAAAAUAUGCUGCACUGAAAAGAAUAGCAAUGCAGGUCAUUCUUCACACAAAUUUGGAGAAAAAACUACCAUAUUGGUUUCUCAGCAGAGUUGACCAGGAAUCAAUCACUGUGUAUCCUAAUAGGCCAAGAUAUUGUGGAUUCAUGAGUGUGUUCCAAUAUUGGUUUGGCUGUGAUUGGAAAGCAACUGAUACUCAGAAUCCUGACUCAUCUUUAGAACUAGAAGUAUUAAAACAGAAGUACAGGCUUAAGGAUAUUGCAACACUUAUGGAGAAACAGCAUGACCUCCUUAAACUGGUUGUUCAAAAAAUGGAAAUCAUAUCUGAGGCUGAGGAUGAAGACCCAAAUGAUCUAUUCCAGCACAAAUUUAGGAAGCAGCAGUUGGAGCAUAAGAACAGUAAAUGGGAUACAGUAUUACAGGCAAUGAAAUCCAAAUGUGACUAACCUUGCUGGAGCUGCACCCAGCAGCAGUUGAAGAGGGUGCUUUCAAGUAGGAAUCGUCUACUACUGAGGGUCAAGCAAGAGGAGAGAGAAAAUCUUGCCUUUUACUGUAACUAUAACUAUAACCAUUAUAACUAUAUAUAACUAUAGCCAGAGGCAGCAGUGGGGCCAUCCUAGUCAGCCCUAUGCAAGUGUGUUGUGGCUGACUGACUUUCAGUCUUCUCUGUCCUAAUCAUCCCGACUAGUCAGCAAGUACUUGCCUGGAGAAGACUGUCCCUGCCUCACAGUUCUUCCUGAUGCCUUCUGCUAAGCACAGAACUUCAUCAGCACUACGCAAGCAUGUGGCUGCUGACUAACUAGCAGUUUUCACUAGCCCCUCUACACUAGAGCAGUAUGACAAUGGAACCAAUUACCUAGGACAGUCACCUGUCUAGUAUGCUUUAAGUUGGAUUCCUGCACUGAGCAGGGGGUUAGACUUGAUGAACUAUAGGCCCCUUCCAACUUUCCUAUUCUGUUCUAUCCUACCCAUCCUAACUAGUCAGCAACUACUUGCUUGAAUGUUGCUGUCUAAGACAGUCCUGUUUCCUAGCCCUCUGCUGAUGGCUACUGUUGAAAGCUGGCUUUCCCUUCCCACCAUCACUGGCUGGUGCUAUCUGCCAGAAUACCACCUCACUAGCCAUUGCUGGCUAUACCAAAACUCUGUUUGAACAUGGAUAUAUUUCAUAUCUGUAUAUUUCUGCAUCAACUCUUCCUUAACUGAGGAAAGAUGUUCCCAGCUAGAGAUUAUGUGAAAUAUAAUACCUUAGCUUCUUAGCUCUGUAUAUAUCCACAUGUAGUGUGGCUAUGAACAAUAGCAGCUUUGCUAAUAAAAUUCAGAUCAAACUAACCCAAUGUUAAAGUGAAUGCUUUGGAUUGAAUAUGAAAAACAGUGAUUUAAUGUGGCAAAUAUUUGGUUUAUAGAAUACUCAAGUCAGCACACGCCCCACUUAAGUCACUGGUCUAUGUCUCAAAAUAUACUAGUAGGUAGUACUGGUGCUUGACUUCUUUGGAAGUCAUGCUAGGUAGAAAGAGGCUGCAGGAUAAGGUCCUGGAUGGAGUUCAGAAAGUUAUGCAAGACUUUUUAUGUGAUCUGAUGGAAGGAUAAGUUUUUUUAUAUAUAAUAUCUGCUUAGGUUGUGCAGGUGUCAAUACAAACUAAAGAGCAGAGGACAAAAAUACAGGUUAAGUGACAAUUACAAGUAGUAUAAACUUUCUUAAUUUUUUUUUUAGACAUCUUCCCUGUCAAGACCCAUUGAAAUGAAUGGGAUCUGGUUUAUCUUGAUCACUAAUGUCAUGCUAAUGCUGAAAUUAAUGAUCAAAUCCAGUUUUUGAAAUUGGCUCACCUUGUAGAUUACACAGUUCUAGAACUAAAAUACAGGCUCCAUUAAUGCUGAGGUAAUUAAAAUAUAAAUACCUGCUUUAGAAAUUUAGAAAAAGCAUGAUUUUAAAUCAUGGAAUCACUUUGGAUAUUAUUUA
Rhineura floridana is the source of this 5062-nucleotide messenger RNA. It is a transcript of the gene TRPA1, whose product is annotated as transient receptor potential cation channel subfamily A member 1. Gene Ontology annotation, biological process: monoatomic ion transport; transmembrane transport. Bases 213 to 3551 code for a protein of 1112 amino acids. NCBI's taxonomy places the organism in Eukaryota, Metazoa, Chordata, Lepidosauria, Squamata, Rhineuridae. The record is from RefSeq and is a predicted model, not a curated record. The transcript has 27 exons. Gene Ontology annotation, molecular function: monoatomic ion channel activity; protein binding. Gene Ontology annotation, cellular component: membrane.